Messenger RNA from Hippocampus comes (tiger tail seahorse), 1865 nucleotides. RefSeq names its product phosphoglycerate dehydrogenase (gene phgdh). The record is from RefSeq and is a predicted model, not a curated record. The transcript is spliced from 12 exons. NCBI's taxonomy places the organism in Eukaryota, Metazoa, Chordata, Actinopteri, Syngnathiformes, Syngnathidae. Gene Ontology annotation, biological process: L-serine biosynthetic process. Gene Ontology annotation, molecular function: phosphoglycerate dehydrogenase activity; NAD binding. The coding region runs from base 131 to 1720 and encodes 529 amino acids.
CCCGUGGCCAUCAUCACUCGUCGCCGAAGUCCUCUUGCACCGUUCCUCCAGCACAAGUUGACCAUUCAUCAGCAACCUUGCCCGCCUGCGCGGGAGACUUUCUUCUUAUACAACACACAAAUCUCUCAAGAUGCCCCCCAUCUCCAUUAAGAAUGUUCUCAUCAGCGAAAGCGUGGACCCUCGCUGCAGGAGCAUCCUGGAAGAAAAUGGCAUCCGAGUAACGGAGAAGCACAACAUGCAGAAGAAUGAACUGAUCGCCGAGAUCAAGGACUACGACGGCCUGGUGGUGAGAUCCGCUACCAAGGUGACGGCUGACGUCAUCAACGCCGCCGGCAAUCUCAAAAUCAUCGGGAGAGCCGGAACCGGCGUGGAUAACGUGGAUGUCGAGGCCGCCACCAAAAUGGGCGUCAUAGUCAUGAACACGCCGAGCGGCAACACCAUCAGUGCGGCUGAGCUGACCUGCGCCCUCCUGAUGAGCCUCUCGAGAAAUGUGCCUCAAGCUGCAAUGUCCAUGCGAGCUGGCAACUGGGAUCGCAAAAAGUUUAUGGGUGCUGAGCUGUACGGUAAAGUUCUCGGAAUAGUUGGACUCGGAAGAAUAGGAAAGGAGGUGGCCAACAGAAUGCAGGCAUUUGGCAUGAAGACUAUUGGCUAUGACCCAAUCACUCCAGUUGAAGUGUCAGCCAGCUGGGGGGUGGAGCAGAUGUCCCUGGAGCAGCUUUGGCCUCUCUGUGACUACAUCACGGUCCACACUCCAUUAAUGCCCUCCACUGUUGGUCUACUCAAUGAUGAAACCUUUGCCAAAUGCAAGAGAGGCGUGAAAGUAGUCAACUGCGCACGUGGUGGCAUCAUCGACGAAGCCGCCCUCCUCCGAGCUUUGGAGUCCGGACAGUGCGGCGGAGCCGGCCUUGACGUCUUUGUGGAGGAGCCCCCACAAAACCGCUCUCUGGUCAACCAUCCCAACGUGAUCUGCUGUCCGCAUCUCGGUGCCAGCACCAAGGAGGCACAGGCACGAUGCGGCCAGGACAUCGCACUGCAGAUUGUCGACAUGGUGAAGGGCAACAAGCUGGUCGGAGCAGUAAACGCACAGGUUUUGGCGAGCACUUUCUCCCCGGACUCUUAUCCAUUGAUCAAACUUGGAGAGGCCAUCGGAGCUGUGCUGAAGUCGUGUAGUGUGUCCAAGACUCCACUGAGCCGCGUACAAAUCACUUCUCAAGGAGACAGCAUGAAGUCUUCAGCCAGCUACAUGACGGCCGCUGUGCUGGUCGGCCUGCUUAACGGCAAAUCUGGCUCUUGCCCAAACUUCAUCAAUGUGCUGAGCCUCGCCGAGCAAUCUGGAAUCACGGUAAACCAAAGCCACAGCGUGUCGGACGAGGCUUCUAACGACGUGUGCACGGUGGAGAUCAUGACCGACGGCUGCAGCUACAAAGCUAGCGGCACCAUUCAAGGUCGCCGACCGGUUCUGCUGGAGCUGAGCGGCAGCGUGUUCAGGCAGCCCGUGUCACUCGCUGGGAAUCUGCUCUUCUUCAAGGCCUCGGCGAGUCCUCAGCUGCUCUCGUCGCUGGCCGGCCUGCUCGCCGCAGAGGGAGUACAAAUCGAGUCUUUCAGUGCUCCCGUAAAGCACUGCGGUGAUAGUUGGUACUGCGUCGGGGUGUCUUCUCUGCUGCGGGACCUCUGUGCCUUGAAGCCGUUGGUUCAGGAGGCGGCUCAGCUCAGCGCUUGAAGCAAGGCUGCCGCUCACGUUUGCGUUUUAUUGAUCCAGCUUUGCCUUAGCGUUCUCGACUAACCUUUCCAGAGCCAGUUGCAACUUACAUUCCAGUGUUAGGAUGGUUUUCACAGCUUUGUCAGUAAAACUGAUGAAAAAUGUG